Messenger RNA from Amphibalanus amphitrite, 2707 nucleotides. Its product is annotated as double-strand break repair protein MRE11-like. The coding region runs from base 137 to 2182 and encodes 681 amino acids. Gene Ontology annotation, cellular component: nucleus; Mre11 complex. The transcript is spliced from 14 exons. Gene Ontology annotation, biological process: telomere maintenance; double-strand break repair via nonhomologous end joining; meiotic DNA double-strand break formation. The record is from RefSeq and is a predicted model, not a curated record. Lineage: Eukaryota; Metazoa; Arthropoda; Thecostraca; Balanomorpha; Balanidae. Gene Ontology annotation, molecular function: 3'-5'-DNA exonuclease activity; manganese ion binding; DNA endonuclease activity.
CCAAGAUUCUUGCAAAUAGAUAAACCACCCAAAACAACAGUGUUCUAGCCAUUAAGGGUUUGACUUCUGAGAGCAUAUAGAUUUCUGAGAAUUCUGAGUACAUACCUACUGAGAUCUGUUUAUUUGCGGGGCCAUCAUGUCACAGGAAUUCGGUCCAGAAGAUGAGUUUAGAAUUUUAGUCGCAACAGAUAAUCACCUGGGAUAUAAUGAAAAACAUGGUGAAAGAGGGGAUGACAGCCUGAUCACUUUUGAAGAGAUUCUUCAGCUGGCCCUAGAAAAAGAGGCUGAUUUUAUUCUGCUUGGUGGAGAUCUUUUCCAUGAAAACAAGCCUUCAAGAAAUUGUGUCAUUCAGUGUUCACAACUGCUGAAAAAGUACUGCUUUGGUGAUAGGCCCGUGUCCUUUGAAUAUCUGAGCGAUCCAAGCAAGGACUUCUGCAUGAAGGAGCCGCAGGUGAACUUUCAUGAUCCGAAUCUAAACAUCGCGAUGCCCGUGUUCUCGAUUCACGGAAACCACGAUGAUAUUAGCGGGCUCGGCGACACGGCUGCGCUGGAGCUGCUCUCGGUGGCCGGCCUGAUCAACUACUUCGGCCGGUGCACCGACCUGCGCGAGGUACAGCUGUCGCCCGUGCUGCUGCAGAAGGGACGCACCCGACUGGCGCUCUACGGACUGGGCAACAUUCGUGACGAGCGGCUGCACCGCAUCUUCACUGGCGGAAAGUUUCUGAUGCUGCGCCCCAAGGAGGACACAGAGAGCUGGUUCAACCUGUUCGUGCUGCACCAGAACCGCACCAAGCACGGCCCCAAGAGCUACAUCCCCGUGGAGUUUCUGGACGACUUCCUCGACCUGGUCAUCUGGGGCCACGAGCACGAGAACCGCCUGGAGCCGGAGUGGCAGGAGAUACGCAAACUGCACAUCUCCCAGCCGGGCAGUUCGGUGGCCACCUCGCUGUGUGACGGCGAGGCCAAGCCCAAGGCGGUCGGCCUGCUGCACGUGCGCGGCAAGGAGUUCAAGAUGGAGUCGCUGCCGCUGCGCACCGUGCGCCCGUUCAUGUUCCGCACGGUGCGCCUGGCGGACAGCGAGGCGGGCCGCGACCCGGCCGCCAGCGAUGCGGCCGAGCUGGCGCAGCAGUACGUGGCCGAGUGUGUGGAGCGGAUGCUGCUGGAGGCUGAGGAGCAGAUCACCGGCCACCCCCGUCAGCCGCGUCAGCCGCUGCUCCGUCUGCGAGUCGAGUACUCUGAGGAGGCGCAGCUGUUCCACACGGUGCGGUUCGGACAACAGUUUGCCGGCCGCGUCUCCAACUGGGAGGACAUGAUCUUGAUGAAGCGCGAGCGGUCAGAGCUCGACUCCAAGGACGUCAAGGACGGCCCCGUCAUGACGCAGACGCUGCCGCGGGAAGAGAUGCGAGUGGAAGACUUUGUUGCCAAGCACUUUUCCGAGAUGGAAGAGGGCACUGGCCUGCGACUGCUCAAUGAACUCAAAAUGGGCAUGGCAGUGAACCACUUCGUCGUCAAAGAGGACUCGACCGCCAUCGCAAAGGCGUUACAACACCAGAUCGGCGCGGCCGUGAAGAACCUGCUGUCGCGGAACCUGCUGGACGUCAGCGAGGACAGCAUCGGCGAGGAGCUGGACGCCAUCCGCGAGGAGCGCCGCCAGAGGAAGCUGGACAAACUGAACGCCACGGCGGCCACGGGCGACUCGGGCCUGGGCACCGGCACCACGGCGGCGCCCAGCGCGCGCAGGGACUCGGAUGAUGACGAGGAAGAGAUGCUGGAGGUGUUGGAGACGGACCCGGCGCCGCGGCGACCGGCCGCCCAGGAGGUCACCAUCCUGAGCUCCGACUCUGACGGCGACACAGAGAUGGACUGCCAGACAGCUCCGGCGCCUCCCGGCCGCCGCGGCAGGGGAGCGGCGGCCACCACCGGCCGGGGCGGACGGGGCCGGGCCGGCCGCGGCGCCGGCGACGCCCGAACGCCGGCCGCCCCUCGCGGCAGAGGCGGGCGGGGUCGCGGCAGGGCUGCUGCGAACAAGGGUAUGGUGCCCCUGGAGACCAUGUUCGCGGCCGCCUCCCGCUCAUCCCGCGCCUCCCAGUCGCAGUCGCAGUCCCAGUCGCAGUCGGCCAGCAGUCGCAGACCGUCCCGGGCCGCCUCCAAGGGAAUCGUGUUCGACAGCGACAGCGACUGAGGCGGCCGACACUCCGCAGUGUGCCGGGUACUCAUUACCGGGCCGACACUCCGCAGUGUGACUGAACCGGGUACUCAUUGUCGGGCCGACACUCCACAAUGUGUGACUGAACCGGGUACUCAUUGCCGGGCCGACACCCCGCAGUGUGUGACUGAACCGGGUAGGUACUCAUUGCCGGGCCGACACUCCAUAGUGUGACUGAACCGGGUACUCAUUGCCGGACCGACACUGCACAGUGUGUGACUGAACCGGGUACUCAUUGCCGGGCCGACACUCAGCAGUGUGUGAGUGAACCGGGUACUCGUUGCCGGGCCGACAAUCCGGCUCCAUUCCAUGCCAUCUUUGUGAUAAUGGGUCGUGGCUGUGAUCCACCAGGCGUUCGGUCCGGUGCUCACCGCUGGUGUGCGUCAAUUACUGUGUGCGGGUAUCUUUGUGACCUGCAGUCGAAUGUCGCGUUGUCGUUUUUUAUAUAUAACCUGGAAAAUUGUUCUCGCUCGUCAUGGACGAAAUAUAAGCAUCACGCUU